This is a messenger RNA of Paramecium octaurelia, 2892 nucleotides long. NCBI's taxonomy places the organism in Eukaryota, Ciliophora, Oligohymenophorea, Peniculida, Parameciidae. The record is from the annotation of a GenBank genome assembly.
AUGAUUUCUACUGAAAUCAAUUCAAACGAUACUAUUGUUAGAUUUGAUUAAAUUGUCGGUUAACAGGAGGAUUAAGAAUAUAGAGUAAGUGAUAUCUGUAAGUAGAGUCCUCAAGAUGUUGUAGUCAUAUAAGAUUAAAAUCAACCACAAAAUAGCUAAAUUCCUGAGAUUGGUCAGCAAAUUUUGGAUCCAGAGUAAUUGAAAUUAAAAGAGAAAGAAAGAAUGGAGAGGAUUAUCAAGUAAAUAUGUUAGAUGAAUAUCAUUAGUAUUCCAAACACUCUGAAAAGGUCAUUGUCAACAAUUAAUGAAGUCCCUGAUUAAUCCAUAAGUAUUUCUCCUCCAGCAGUUCAUAUUAAUCGAAAAGAUGUAAUAUUUUUAAAUUAAAUGAGUUUGAAGAUGAAAUGGAAGAAUAACAUCAAAAAUAAGGUUAACAUGAAUUGAAUUAGUAACAAAAAUUAAAGAAAAGGUCUAAAAAGAAGAAGAAAAAGUAAUAACAAACCAGUGAUUUUCAUUAGUACUUUUCUAUCAAAGGAUUGGAGUAUUAAUAAAAUAUGAAUAUUACUCUUUAUUUUAGAGACCCAAGGGUUGAUUGUAACUGGAAAUUACUCUUUAGCUAUUUUACUCUAAUAAUAUUGAGUAAUAUCAUUUUACAAACCUUUGAGGUAAUCAGAUAUUCCUAAAGCAUUUGUAAAUUGGAAGGGUUGGAUAAUUUAUUUGUUUAUCUAAACCAAUUGCUUUAUGUAUUUGGUAAAAUAGGUAUUCUUAGUUUGAAUUACUAAGAGUUUACAAAUACUUCAUCAACCAAACCUAAGAUACCAUUAUUAAAUAGCACCCUUUUUAGUUCCAUAUUUAUAAUUCUUUAAUUGCCAUUAUAUGUGUUUGAUUUUGUUUUGUGUUAAUCUCGUAGCGAACUAUUUACAUUAAACUAUAGUUUAUUCAUUUUGAACUGUUUGGAUUGGUUCAUAAUAUCUGUAAUGAGUGUUAUAAUCCUUUUGCAUUCUAUUAUCAAGAUAACCUUAAAGCCUAAAACUUGGAAAAAAUUAAAGUACUCAUCCAUUCAUAAAAAAUAGGAAAUUACUAUAGUAUCUUUAUUAUAUAUUAUUACUCCUUGUUUAGAUUUUAUAGUGGUUAGUUACCUUCACUUAAUCAACUUCAUCCUUUUUACCAGCAAUGAUUAUGGAGAACGUCUAUAUCUUUUUCUCAUUACUGACUAGCGUGUACUUAUCAAUAAGAAAAUUCUAUUUUCACAAAGACCCUUUUUUAAUUAGACAUGAGUUGCUCUAUAAUGAACCAACUUGUGUGAAUUAAGAUGAAAAUUUUCACAAUUAAGAGAAGAGCGAAAAGCUUUUACACAACUGUUCAAUCAAUAUGAAAAAAAGAAUCAAACACAGUCCAAUCUCUUCAUUUUCUAGUAUCUAAUUAACAAAAACAAAUACUAUUUCAAGAAAAGAAUGAUGGCUUUUCUAUUUAAAUAAUAUUUGAGUUUGAUUUUUAAAAUCUUAUUAUAAAUUCUUAAAGAAUUUAAUAAAUUCUUAAUUUAUUUAAUAUUAUAGUCAAAUCAAUAUAAUAGAAAAAANUCAACCACAAAAUAGCUAAAUUCCUGAGAUUGGUCAGCAAAUUUUGGAUCCAGAGUAAUUGAAAUUAAAAGAGAAAGAAAGAAUGGAGAGGAUUAUCAAGUAAAUAUGUUAGAUGAAUAUCAUUAGUAUUCCAAACACUCUGAAAAGGUCAUUGUCAACAAUUAAUGAAGUCCCUGAUUAAUCCAUAAGUAUUUCUCCUCCAGCAGUUCAUAUUAAUCGAAAAGAUGUAAUAUUUUUAAAUUAAAUGAGUUUGAAGAUGAAAUGGAAGAAUAACAUCAAAAAUAAGGUUAACAUGAAUUGAAUUAGUAACAAAAAUUAAAGAAAAGGUCUAAAAAGAAGAAGAAAAAGUAAUAACAAACCAGUGAUUUUCAUUAGUACUUUUCUAUCAAAGGAUUGGAGUAUUAAUAAAAUAUGAAUAUUACUCUUUAUUUUAGAGACCCAAGGGUUGAUUGUAACUGGAAAUUACUCUUUAGCUAUUUUACUCUAAUAAUAUUGAGUAAUAUCAUUUUACAAACCUUUGAGGUAAUCAGAUAUUCCUAAAGCAUUUGUAAAUUGGAAGGGUUGGAUAAUUUAUUUGUUUAUCUAAACCAAUUGCUUUAUGUAUUUGGUAAAAUAGGUAUUCUUAGUUUGAAUUACUAAGAGUUUACAAAUACUUCAUCAACCAAACCUAAGAUACCAUUAUUAAAUAGCACCCUUUUUAGUUCCAUAUUUAUAAUUCUUUAAUUGCCAUUAUAUGUGUUUGAUUUUGUUUUGUGUUAAUCUCGUAGCGAACUAUUUACAUUAAACUAUAGUUUAUUCAUUUUGAACUGUUUGGAUUGGUUCAUAAUAUCUGUAAUGAGUGUUAUAAUCCUUUUGCAUUCUAUUAUCAAGAUAACCUUAAAGCCUAAAACUUGGAAAAAAUUAAAGUACUCAUCCAUUCAUAAAAAAUAGGAAAUUACUAUAGUAUCUUUAUUAUAUAUUAUUACUCCUUGUUUAGAUUUUAUAGUGGUUAGUUACCUUCACUUAAUCAACUUCAUCCUUUUUACCAGCAAUGAUUAUGGAGAACGUCUAUAUCUUUUUCUCAUUACUGACUAGCGUGUACUUAUCAAUAAGAAAAUUCUAUUUUCACAAAGACCCUUUUUUAAUUAGACAUGAGUUGCUCUAUAAUGAACCAACUUGUGUGAAUUAAGAUGAAAAUUUUCACAAUUAAGAGAAGAGCGAAAAGCUUUUACACAACUGUUCAAUCAAUAUGAAAAAAAGAAUCAAACACAGUCCAAUCUCUUCAUUUUCUAGUAUCUAAUUAACAAAAACAAAUACUAUUUCAAGAAAAGAAUGA